Sciurus carolinensis (gray squirrel) is the source of this 1497-nucleotide messenger RNA. Its product is annotated as vasodilator-stimulated phosphoprotein-like. The record is from RefSeq and is a predicted model, not a curated record. Gene Ontology annotation, biological process: actin cytoskeleton organization; axon guidance; neural tube closure. NCBI's taxonomy places the organism in Eukaryota, Metazoa, Chordata, Mammalia, Rodentia, Sciuridae. Gene Ontology annotation, molecular function: profilin binding; SH3 domain binding.
AUGGCUUCUAUGAAUGAGGGCCCAUUGAGCAAGAACCAGGCAACCGUGAGCGAGACAGUUAUUUGUUCCAGCCGGGCUACUGUGAUGCUUUAUGACGGUGGCAAUGAGCGGUGGCUACCUGCCCACACCGGUCCCCAGGCCUUCUGCCGUGUCCAGAUCUACCACGCAAUCAACUCCUUCCAGGUUGUCGGAGGCAAGAUGCAGCCCGGCCAGCAGGUGCUCAGCAACUGUGCCAUCGUCCAGGGCGUCAAGUAUAAUCAGGCCACCCCCAACUUCCAUCAGUGGCGAGACGCCCGCCAGGUCUGGGGGCUCAACUUCGGCAGCAAAGAAGAUGUGGUGCAGUUCGCGGCUAGCAGGGCCCGAGCUCUAGAGGCCUUGGAAGGAGGUGGGCCUCCUGCAACCCCAGCACCGCUUGCCUGGGCUCGCUCCACCCGGGAGGAGGUGGAGCCCCAGAAAAGGCAGGGGCCCAGCCAGCCCGAGCUUGUGGGGAGGAAGCGCUGGGUCGCCAACGCAGGAGGCCCACCCGUGCCCCCGGUGGGGGGACCACCCCAGCCUCCAGGACCUCCCUGUCCUCCAGGUCCCUCCCCACCAGGUCUGCCCCAGUCAGGGGUCCUGGCUUCAAGGCAUGGAGCAGGAGGAGGCCCACCAGCCGUGCCCACUCUCUCUGCAGCACAAUGCCGGAAAGACUGUGGGGCUCGAGCCCCUGGCUUGGCUGCAGCCAUUUUGGGAGCCAAACUCAGGAAAGUCAGCAAGCAGGAGGAGGCCUCAGGAGGGUCCGUGGCCCCCAAAGCUGAGAACAGUGGAAGCACAGGUCCAGGGCUCAUGGAGGAGAUGAACGCCAUGCUGGCCCGGAGAAGGAAAGCCACACAGGCUGGGGAGAAACCCAAAGAAGAACCUGCCAGUCUGCAGGAGUCAGAGGCCAGAAGCCCAGCCCAGAGUGAACCUGUGCAGAGACCCUGGGAGAAGAACAGCACGACCUUGCCAAGGAUGAAGUCCUCAUCUUCCGUGACCGCUUCCAAGGCCCAGCCUUCCAGGCACAGCUCUGGGCAAGAGUCAGACCUGGAGAGGGUGAAACGGGAGCUUCUGGAAGAGGUGAGGAAGGAAUUACAGAAGGUUAAAGAGGAGAUCAUUGAAGCCUUUGUCCAGGAGCUGAGGAAGCAGGGUUCCCCCUGACCACAGGAACCCCCGAAGCCCAUUCCUCCUUUCCACACCCCGCCUAUAACCUGCCUCUACUUGACAUGGAAUUGACUGAAGACUAUGCAGGAAUGAACACCUUCUCCCCUCCUAUCCCACUUAGAAAUUCCAAGGGGUGUGGUUUCCCCCGGCACCAUGCCCAUAUCUACGCUGGCUUAUUGAUUAGCUGGGGAGGCCCCCACCCUUUGCUCCCUUUGGUCCUUCCCCACUGCUAUCCCCUUGGGGCUGGUUCCUCCGCUGGGGAUGUACCAAUUAACCCCACAGUAAGGGGGAAGGAAGGAGGGAAUUUCACAUUCCCUUGUU